Truncatella angustata is the source of this 930-nucleotide messenger RNA. RefSeq lists its product as uncharacterized. The transcript has a single exon. The coding region runs from base 1 to 930 and encodes 309 amino acids. NCBI's taxonomy places the organism in Eukaryota, Fungi, Ascomycota, Sordariomycetes, Amphisphaeriales, Sporocadaceae. The record is from RefSeq and is a predicted model, not a curated record.
AUGCUGCAACGCGUAAGGAUACGGCCGUUGCCGGCCUCGCGGCUUCUCAGUUCACGCUCACAAUUCUCAGAGCCCAUCCACAACUUCCGCGCCAGGCCCAGCCAAGUUCAACUGCCACAGCCACGAGCCGGAAGGCAUUUUCACUAUGACCCCCACGCAGUGGUGUUUCAGCUGCCCCUGAAGACGCGGCUGAAGUACAUGGCUUAUGGUGCGCUUUCUCUCAUAGCCCUGGGCGGCAGUUACCUGACCUGGCAGCUCUACGGCCUGUACGGGCAGCGCAACGAGCUGGAGGAGGAGCUCAAGGACGCCGUGGGCAAGCUGCGAGCCUUUAAUGAGGAGUUUGCGCGGGGGUUUUCCCAGGCUCGCGCCACGAGUGAUCACCACGCGCUCAGGCAGCUGACCUUUGAUCUGGCCCGGAGGUCCCUGGCGGAUACGGAGACGGAGCAGCUACCGCCGCACAUUGUGGAGUUUGGCGAGCUGCCUGGUUUGCCAUUCGACGACCCGAGGAGCGGGAGAGAGUUGGUUCCCAGGGAGGACACGCUGAUCCUCUUGGAAAAGGACGAGCUGGAUCGGAUCGCCACCUGCCAUGUUGCUGUCAACUUGGAGCUUGAUGACGUGUAUCGUGGGCUCGCAGACCCUAAGCCAGAGCCCGACGCAGACAAACUUCUGGAAAUACUUAGACGGGUUGGGGACCAAAUUGAGUUAUGGCGAAGGCAAGGCCGCUUGUUUGAGGACCAUACGGGCGAGAUCGACCUGGUCAUCUUGCUCGGCUUUAGGGAGAAGAACUGGGCAUUAGAAUACGCGGCGGGACACUGGAAUUCCCUAGCCGGCCCGGGCAGUAUCGUGGAGCAAUCCGAAUCCAUCGUCAGAGCUGAAGAGAUGCUGGCGGUGAUGUCGAAAGACAACAAGGGCUUCUUCCGCAGAAGAUGA